Messenger RNA from Solea senegalensis (Senegalese sole), 2948 nucleotides. It is a transcript of the gene pls3, whose product is annotated as plastin 3 (T isoform). The transcript has 16 exons. Gene Ontology annotation, biological process: actin filament network formation; actin filament bundle assembly. Lineage: Eukaryota; Metazoa; Chordata; Actinopteri; Pleuronectiformes; Soleidae. The record is from RefSeq and is a predicted model, not a curated record. Gene Ontology annotation, cellular component: actin filament; actin filament bundle; cytoplasm. Gene Ontology annotation, molecular function: calcium ion binding; actin filament binding. The coding region runs from base 133 to 2001 and encodes 622 amino acids.
UCCAACUCCCGUCUACUUUUGUCUCUACGUGGAGGAGACAGGACUGCAGACUGGAAGCUGUCUGAUAUUUUAGCCGUACUGACGUUCCACCUCCCUUUUUCUGACUGACCACCUCAGGUCAAUCACAGAAAGAUGACUGGAAAGAUAACAAAAGAUGAGUUGCUGGAGAUGAGGGAAGUCUUUAACAAAAUUGAUCUGGACAGCGAUGGCUAUAUCUGUGAUUAUGAACUCAACGAGCUCCUCAAAGAAGCUGGCCAUGACCUACCGGGGUUCAUGGUUCGUGAGAUCAUCCAGAAACUUGACAGAAACCAGGACAAUAAGAUCAGCUUUGAAGAGUUUUUGUCGAUUGUCCAGGAGCUGAGGGGCAGUGAAAUAGCAAAAACAUUCCGCAAGGCCAUCAAUAGAAAAGAAGGGAUCCUGGCUAUAGGAGGGAUGUCUGAGUUGUCGAGCGAAGGCACACAACACUCAUUCUCUGAGGAAGAGCGCUUUGCAUUCGUGAACUGGAUCAACACGGCUCUGGAGAAAGAUCCUGACUGCAAACAUGUUUUGCCCAUGGAUCCCAACACAAGCUCCCUGUUCUCGUCUGUUGGCGAUGGUAUCGUACUCUGCAAAAUGGUCAACCUGUCAGUGCCAGACACUAUUGAUGAGAGAACCAUAAACAAGAAGAAGCUGUCGAGGUUUACAAAACAGGAGAAUCUUAACCUGGCCUUGAACUCUGCGUCUGCCAUUGGCUGCCAUGUGGUGAACAUUGAUGCUUUUGAUUUAAUGGAGGGGAAGCCACAUCUGGUGCUGGGCCUGUUGUGGCAGAUCAUCAAGAUUGGUCUGUUUGCCGACAUUGAGCUCAGCAGAAAUGAAGCGCUGGCAGCAUUACUGAGAGAUGGGGAAACACUGGAGGACCUAAUGAAGCUGUCUCCAGAGGAACUGCUCUUACGCUGGGCUAACUUUCACCUAGAAAAUGCUGGCUGGCAGAAGAUCAACAACUUCAGCUCUGACAUCAAGGAUUCAAGGGCCUAUUUUCACCUCCUGAAUCAAAUCUCUCCGAAAGGAACAGAAGAAGACCAACCUCGCAUUGACAUCAACAUGGGAGGCUUCAGUGAGAAAGACGACAUGAAGAGGGCAGAGGCCAUGCUGCAGCAGGCUGACAGACUCGGCUGUCGACAGUUUGUCACUCCAGCUGACGUCGUCAGUGGGAACCCCAAACUCAACCUCGCUUUUGUGGCCAAUCUGUUUAACAAAUAUCCAGCACUGACCAAGCCUGAAAAUGAGGACAUUGACUGGGGACUUUUGGAAGGUGAAACGAGAGAGGAGAGAACAUUCCGGAACUGGAUGAACUCUCUGGGAGUGAACCCAAAUGUCAAUCAUCUGUAUGGAGACCUACAGGAUGCCAUUGUCAUCUUUCAGCUCUAUGAGAGGAUUAAAGUGCCUGUUGACUGGAAAAAUAGAGUCAACCAACCUCCUUACCCCAAACUGGGAACCAAUAUGAAAAAGUUGGAAAAUUGCAACUAUGCAGUAGACCUGGGCAAAACAGCCAAGUUCUCUCUGGUUGGCAUCGGCGGGCAGGACCUGAAUGAUGGCAACCCCACCCUGACUCUGGCACUGGUGUGGCAGUUGAUGAGAAGAUAUACGUUGAAUGUGUUGGAGGAUCUGGGAGAUGGACAGAAAGUGAAUGAUGACAUCAUUGUAAAGUGGGUGAACGAAAAAUUGGCAGGGGCUGGAAAAUCAACCAAGAUUUCAAGCUUUAAGGACAAGGCGAUCAGCAGCAGCUUGGCAGUAUUGGAGCUGAUAGACGCCAUCCAGCCUUCAAGCAUCAACUAUGACCUGAUAAAGACCAGCAGCCUCUCUGAAGAAGACAAGCUGGAGAAUGCCAAAUAUGCCAUCUCUAUGGCGAGGAAGAUCGGAGCCCGUGUUUACGCUCUCCCAGAAGACCUCGUGGAGGUCAAACCCAAAAUGGUGAUGACGGUGUUUGCCUGUUUGAUGGGUCGGGGGAUGAAUCGAGUCUAAUAGACUGGCUGGGAUUGUGACACUUUCUAAACCUGUACCCACAAGCCAUUCGAGUUUUAAACGAGCUCCACCUGCUGAAGGAAUGAAGAUUGACGUGGUUUGUUUGUUUUUUUGUUCUUUGAAGGAGAACCCUGCAGUCAGAAUCAUAAAAUUGCAUGUAUCCCUGCCUCUUUUAUUAGAGAAGAAUUUGAGUCCAAAAACCUAAAACCCUUCUAAAGAGAGAUGGGUCUCUAAUGACUAAUGACAACUUGUUACUUUCCAAAUCUGCAAUACUUAAUGUAUAAGAAUGCUGUUUCUUUGUUUUCUUUUUCCUGUCAGCCUAUUUCCAGCUGCGAGGUUGUUUACAUAUUUUUACUCAGACUGAUUAAGAAAGAAUGAAGUCCUUGACUAAGUAACACACAUUCCUGGACAUCGUGGCAUGACUGGGCAAAACGAAAAGAGAGAGUCAGAGAGUUUGAAUACUUGGGUUCAGCACACGUCACAAAACACCCAAAUGUUCACUCUUACUUAAUGAAGUACAGGCGGGUCUUAAUAACUGGCACUAUAAACUUCCACAUAUCUGCAGUCCAUUUGGACUAAUAUGAAGCCCUUUUGUGCUGUCUGGAUGCGUAUACUUGUUCUUUUUUUGUUUCUUGGGAUUAUUUGAUUGGUAAAUUCUGGUUUUGGGGCAUGUGGUUUGUUAUUAUCUUUAUUUUUUUUGCGUCUGUUAUUUUGGAUGUGGAGCGGGCUGACUGGACUCUCCUGACUCCUGCUGUGCUUUCUUGUCUUAAAGAUGACAUGUACAGGUGCUUUGACCAUUUCCCCUUUUUCCCUUUUGUAUUCAACAUUAGCAAAUAUAAACAGUAAUUCCAUGAUAUUCCAUGACAAUGGCCAAAUAGUGUUUGGUCUCAUGUUCAUAUGUACUCAAGUGCUUUACAUGUAAACGAUAAAUAUGACUUUGAAAAAUG